This is a messenger RNA of Galleria mellonella (greater wax moth), 8294 nucleotides long. RefSeq names its product protein ELYS (gene Elys). NCBI's taxonomy places the organism in Eukaryota, Metazoa, Arthropoda, Insecta, Lepidoptera, Pyralidae. Gene Ontology annotation, molecular function: protein binding. The coding region runs from base 251 to 8203 and encodes 2650 amino acids. The transcript has 38 exons. The record is from RefSeq and is a predicted model, not a curated record.
UAUCGCGCGUAUAUACUGUUAUUUUCCGUACCGACAUUCUUUAAUUGUUAUUUUUCAAAAUAAAUUAAGUGUAUUUGAAAGUGUCCUAUUUAUUAAAGUUUUCUUUGUAGUUGUAAUUUCAAAUAAUAAUAAUAUCGCUUUUAAAUAACCCAUCAAUUUGACAAACUUUCGAAAUGAUUUUUCAUUAUUGAAUUUAUAACCUCACUUGUUUCUUAUUAUUUAAACGUAUAUUGUUAUUGAUAAAUAUAACAUGCAAUCGUUAGAUAUGCAAAAAGUCGAAGAUAGCGUAUUUUCUGUAAUCAAAACAACUGGUCUCUCGCCUGCUGUAUUUAAUUUUCUACAGCCUUCGGAAGAUAGUCCGGAAAAUUAUACACCAUUAGGAGGUAUAUUAAAUGACACCAAGCAUGGCUGGCUGGCGCUUGGCCCCAAGUUUUGUGUUGUGGAUCUUAGAACUGGUUUAAAAAUUGCUGCAAAAAUUUUUGGAAAUCCAUAUGGCAAUUCACAUAUAAUUGUAACAAGUGUAGUGGAGCUUCCAUCACCAAUAACUAACAACUCUCAGCAACUCCUCAUCAGUUUACAAUGUGAAGAUGGUACUGGCAUGAUCUGCAUAUUCCAUGUAAAUGGAUCUCAAGUAUUGCGUUGCAUACAGAGCGAGGUUGUAAUCACCCAACUGGCUGUAAGUGAUGGGAUCCCUGAUGGCUACUUCACAUGUUUUGAUGGUGUUGUGAUGGCUGGAACCAAAAAUGGAGAGAUAUUUGUGUUUGAUCUCAAUAGAGCUUGUCUAAUACAAGCAUUAAAAGACAUCUCACAGGGUUAUGAACAUCUGAUUCAAGGUGAACAGAAUCCCGCCAACUUAACCUUUUUGUCAUUAAGUUCAGCACACAGGCUCGAAGAACAACGAGACAUAGCCCUUGAGAAUGAUGAUCAUAUAGCAGUGUUACUAAAUGAGAACUCCUUAAUGGAUGGACAGUAUUUAUUCCGUAAUCCAGACGGUACAAUCCGGAUGAAGGCCAAACGAGACCAUGUCAGAGUAACUGUGCUUCAGUAUAUACCACAGUUAGCGAGUUUGGCAGUUGGCUAUAAUUUUGGAGCAUUCCAGAUUUGGAACAUGAUUACCAUGGAAUUAGAAUUUACGUCACAAGUCAAUGUUGAAUGCUUGCCAGUCACUCAUUUCGGUUUUCAGGAACCCUGUGAUGACCCUAGAGCGUUUUGCUACCUUUGGGUCGUGUUUUCAGUGAUAGAUAGGUUUGAGGAGGAGGAAUUUCCUCUUGCUGUGAUGUACUCCUUAACUUAUCAAGGCAAGAGAAUGCUUUCCCACACUAAGUGUUUGUAUCAAGAUUUUACAAUGGCUACAAUACGGUUUCAAGUAGAGUUAAGCACAAUGGAAGAUUCUGGAUGUUUGGUUGGUGGCAAAUGUGUCUCAUGUAACACAUACUCCAUAAACUCCACUAUGGGAGAUGAUGGAGAAGACAGUACGUUAAAUAUCUGCCAGCUGGUCUGGGAGUGUUGGGGUGAAAAUGCAAAUUCCUCUUCAGUACACGGCAUGCUUCUCUUUGAUUUGGAUCAGUGGUAUAAGGAUCAGAUGCCUGCAACUCGACGCGUGGAAAGCUGUGCAUUCCUAAGCGCGGCGGUGGUGCCCGGACUGUCGGGCGGCGGCGCGGCGUUGGACGUCAAACUGCUACCUGACACCGUAGCUCCCUACCACCACGCCACGCGCCUUGAGGAACACUUCUACCCCAAUUCCCUGCAGUAUGAGUGCGCGUGCCUAAGCACGAGCGAGUGGUGCGUGGUGGGCACGGCGGGCGUGCAGCGCGCGCUGGUGGGCGCGCUGGCGGCGGCGGGCCCGGCCGCGCUGCUGCGCCCCGCCGCCCUCUACCGCGCCGCGCGCGCCGCCGGCCUCGCGCCGCCCGCCGCGCAGCGCCUGCCGCCACACCCCACGCAGGAACAGCAGCGGCGCUUUCUACUGUGCGUGGCGCUGGAAGCACGGCUGGCGCGGCUACUGGCGCGCGUGGCCCGCGACUGGAGCACGCACACGCACGCGGCCGCCGGCUGCACGCUCGACUUCCUGGUCGAUUGGUGUUGGGAUCGAGCUUUAGAAUUAAAAGAAAACGCCAGGGAGCUGACAGCGCCAUUAUUUGUGUCCUCUGCAUUGCCUGACAGAAAUGUAAUACGUUGUCUCGAGCACUGCGUUCAACAACUGACGCAGUUGACUGGCCUUCUCGACGCCGUUCUUACGAAGUGUUGCAGCCUCGUAGUGCCAGAUGCCCUGAGCGAGAUCGAGGAGAAGUACAAGGCCAUCGGCACAGUAUCGCUGUACUUCCAAGUGGUGCAGUGGUUCCUGCGGGUGGGGCUGCUGCCCGAGCGGCUCGAGCACGGCCGGACCGCGCGCCUGCACUACCCCGCGCACACCUUACAAACGCUCUACGACAAGAGGCGACUGAAGCUCAACCGAUUAGAUAACUCAGCUGGUGAAGAUAAUUCCAACAAAUCCUGCUCAUUGCUGUACAUAGAUCAACUAAUCGAAAAAGAGUUUGGUGGCGAACGGAUACAUCAAAUGUGGAGGAACGGCGGUAGCGAGACUGGUCUGUACCCGCCGCCGUCGCUAUACUCUCUCCUGCGGCUCUACCUGUUACCCGACGUGCCGGACGAGCAUAAACACUCGCUUGUCUUAUAUCUCCUCGUGGAUUAUUCUAGCGUCUACGAUGACGUUCGAUAUGAAGAAGUAAUUCGAAGGUUGAUGCAGUUUCCAACUAUGUUUGGACUUAGCAACACUGCAAUAAAAGCCACUCAAGCAUUCUGGCACCUUGAUCAUAGAGAUUUUGAUUUUGCACUAGACAAUCUACAAUGUCUAACGGGCAACACGCUCUCCGAGUGGCAACACAAUGUCGUACUUUCAUCUCUACUAGCACAAAAGAAAACCCAAGCGGCCCUGCAAUACUUGCACGUUAGGAAACCAGCGCCGGUGCAGUUGCGGGAUGAUGGUACACUCAACUCGAGUAGGGUCAACGACCUCGACAAGCUGGAAGAUUGGCAGUCGUGUUGUAACUUAUACUUGGCGAGGAACCUCGUAUUCGAAGCGCUAGAUGUGGUUAGAAUGUGUGUCCAGAAUACAGCUAAGACAGAAGAAAAGGAACAAGUGUUAAAUUUCUUCUUUAAAGGCUGUAGAAACACGGGACAACUAUCGAAGAUUCUCCAAGUAACAUUAUUGCCCUUUGAGGAGAAAGUGUUUAUAAAGUAUUUAGAGGACUGCAACGAGUCCCAAACUGGAGAUAUAUUGAUCACGUACUACUUGCAACAUGCCAGAUAUCUAGAGGCGGAACAAUAUAACAACAAGCUCAAACAAUCUAAAGCCCGUUCGAAUGACGUGAGCGCAUCUGCGGAGUCACUGGCUGAGACGUUGGACCGGGAGGAGGCGAGGGACAAUCUAGUGGAACUGGCAAUGGCCUCGCUGCCAGCCAUCGCUGGAACCGUCGCUAAAUAUGCACUCGUCGAUAAGGAUUAUGACACGCAUAUUAUUGCUCCAAAACCGAUGUCAGUCUAUAUACAAGCAAAGUCCCCUAAGAACACAUUCACAUAUAAGUCAUCAUUUAUUCAAGACACCAUAGAAAAUGCAAGCGAGACCUGGAUCAAUAAGCCCAAAAUGAGAAGAGGCAUCAAAAGGGCACUUAACAUUGAGGAGACUCCGUUUAUAUGCACUCCUAAGUUGUCGAAAACUAGAAGUGUGAUGGAGGAGAGCCAGGAGGGCUCGCCCCCGAAGCGAGCGCGGCGCGAGGGCGGCACCGCGCGGGCUCCGGGCGGCGCGCGGGUGAGCGCGGCGCUGGGCGAGCAGCUGGCGGCGCUGCUGCACCUGCCCGAGCAGCACACGCCGCCGCGGGCCGAGCGGCAGCUGCGCGCCGACACGCCGCACAGCAUACUCAAGGUACGGCACGCUCCUCGCACGGAGGGCGCGGGCGAGCAGCUGGCGGCGCUGCUGCACCUGCCCGAGCAGCACACGCCGCCGCGGGCCGAGCGGCAGCUGCGCGCCGACACGCCGCACAGCAUACUCAAGGUACGGCACGCUCCUCGCACGGAGGGCGCGGGCGAGCAGCUGGCGGCGCUGCUGCACCUGCCCGAGCAGCACACGCCGCCGCGGGCCGAGCGGCAGCUGCGCGCCGACACGCCGCACAGCAUACUCAAGACAAGGCGUGCAAUCAGUGAUGACGAAUUGGACAACGCCAGCAUGCAAACACAGUACAGUGAUUCUAACAAGCACCUAAGAUUUACAAUCCCAACUGCGUCCGAGUGUGGUUCCACGCCGUCAACUUCGCCAGUAGCGAUGCCAACAAUAGAUUUCGAGGACGCUGAAGAAAUGGAAAGAUCAGUUUCUGCUAUGAAAGAGAGAGACGAAGAUAACGACGAUUACUAUAAUGUCACCGAAGCUGAAGAGAGUCAUAAGACAACACAGGCACAUUCUAUGGAUGAAAGCCAUGUGUUGGAAUCGCCACCAAAGAAGUUGGCAACAGAAGAUGACAUUAAAACAAGAAAAUUCUACAAGGAUACCGUUCGUGCGAGGCGUUCUUUGUCUUUAUCGGCCAACAGCAGUCUGUCUGACGAUCCUAACUCUACAGUUGAAAGUAUAGCGGAUAUACCGAUCACGCUCAUCAACCCUCGGUACUCUAGCAGCAGGCGAAGAUCCGUAGACGAGACAGAGAUGCAAGUUGACAAUGAUACAGACGUGAAAGAGAGAAAUGAUAAUGUUAGUGGAGUAGUACCUAGAACGCCUAAAAGCAGGAGAGGGAUUAGAGCUGUUAGUGAAAUUACUCCACGGGUAACUAGGAGUCGAUCAUGUACGCCCGAACGACAAGAUUCGCCGGCUGUGGAAUUACGCGCUACCAGAACUACGAGAAGUAGAUCCCGUACUCCAGAGAGGAUAAUAAAAGAGUCACCGAGAUUGGAACCAAUAACAGAGUCGCCUGUUAAAUCAAGCAAAACUGUAUCAUCCAGUUCGUCGCCCAGUAGACGCAGUUUAAGAAGCCGCUCACGGACUCCUGAAGUCGAAGUAAUUACUGCACCAGACAAACCUGCCAGUCCACGUAAUCUCAGGAGUAGAGCAAAAACUCCUGAAAAAUCGGUAACACCUAAACUGGAACAUUCCGCUAAAACCAAGAAAUCUCUAUCCCGAUUGGUAUUGGAAGCGAAUGCGUUUGCUAAAUCAAAACUUAAUUUGGAAAAUAAUGAUCUUGAAGAAAGUCAUGUCGAUAAAUCUGAUGUAAUAGAGUGCACACCUAUGAAAACUUUAAAACAGAUGCCUAGUCUCUUAGAUGUCACUUUGUCACCAAUAGUUAACAAAUCUGUAUUACAAAGCUCUGCAGACAGCGUUUUGUCUGAAACAAUACAUAAAUAUAGUUUAUCUGAAAAUAAAAAUACUACAGAUCUAGGCCUAAAGACACUGCCAGCCUUUACGACACUCCACGAAACUGGAUUCGAAAAAUCUGUCUUGCGUAGUUAUCAAAGUAGCAUGGCUGACACUUCAGAAAGUAUUGUAGAAGAAAAGCGAGUGGAGGUCACUCAUGAUAUUACCACUAACGUUGAUAUGAAAUCUUUACCAGCAUUUACUACCGUCAACGAUAUCAAAAUUAAUAAAUCUUUGUUGCAUAGUUACGAUAGCAGUGUUGCGAACUCGCCUCAGAGCGAGCAAGAAGAAACGGACGUUAUAAAAACACAAGAGACAAUUCCUAAAUUAACUGCCUUUACGACAAUCGAUUCAGAUAUAUAUAAAUCAGUGUUACGUAGUCAUGAAUCUAGUAUGGCCGAAACUUCGCAAGAAAUUAGUAUGUCUAAAGAUCCUAGUAGUAGUAAAAAUGUUAGUGUUGACAAAUCCGCUUGGAAAGAUGUAUCAAGUUUGAUGACGAGUGACAGUGAUAUGGAUGUACGGGAUGAUAAUAAAGAUUCUAAAAUUGAAAGUCAAGAUACCGCAAUAGUAAUACAGAAAGAAAAAGAAAGAAUAGUUGAAAUUGAAAGAGAAAUUAAUGAAAUUGAAGGCGACAUGUCUGAUGAUAGCUUACAUGUUAGUGAAGAUACUGAUACGUCUGAUGAAGAAAUACUGCAAGGUGAAGAUAGUGGCGCCACUUCUGAAGCUGACACUUCAUCUUCAGAUGAGUCAGCAGCGUCAGGUAGCGACGAAAUUAUUUCCAUCAAAGAUACUGAAUCAGACGAUUCAUCUACAUCCGAUGAUAGACUUCAAAUAAAUGAAGAAACUUCCACAGAAGCAAAUCAGCAAGAUCAACUUGCACAGCCUAUAGAAACAGAACCCCAAGUUACUGUAGAUGUACAAGUUGAGAAAGAAGAGGACAGUAAAAUAGAAGUGACAGAAGGUAGCACAGAUCCUUUGAAUCAAGCUCACCUUUCGUUACUGACUGAUGAUAAUUCUAUCGUAGAGUCUGAUCAGUCUAGAAAUUUGAAUUUCUCUAAUGAAGUAAUAGAAGUUGAUAAAGAAAAACUUGCGGAUGUACAUACUGGAAAAGAAAUAAUAAGAGAAAAUGUGACAGAAUCUGUUGGUAAAGUAAUGGAAACAGAUGAACAACCAGCAGUAACAAUUGAAGUAACUAUAGAAAAAACACCAGAUAAUAAUGUCAGGGAAGAGUCAGUUGCUAAAGAAACCAAUGUUGUUGAUUCUAUUGCAGUCGAAAUAUCCGAUGUUAAACCAAAAAGGAAACUACAAGAUGAUAAACUUGAGGAAAAAAGUGAAGAAAGUGAAAAUACUCCUAUGCAAAUUGAUGUGGCGAUACCUAAAGAUAAAGAGACCUCAAAAGAUUACAAACAGAUUAAUAUUGACAAGAAAGUGCAAGAGGAUGAUUCUUCUCAAAAGAAAAAUGAAAUUACUAUAACAGAGGAAAAUAUGGAAAUAGAUAUAGAAAAACCUAUUACCAAAGGUAGAAAGCGCGCAAAAUCUACAUCUUCAAAUAAGUCUUUUAAAGAAGCAGAAGUAACAGAUAAUAAGGAAGAAAAAGAAAUUAAAACACCGCCAAGAAGAAAACGCACAUCGUCUACUGCAUCUAAUAAAUCAGUUGUUGAAACUGAACCUAAAAUGCCAGAAAAUGUACAAACGGAGGAAGUCAGCACUCCAACUAGAAGGCGAGCUAAGACCCCCACUAGUGCUGAAAUCAGGAAGAUAAUAACUCGACGUGUGUCGAGAGAGAUGGCAGCACAACUUGACCAAUCGAAAGAUAAUUUAGAUGUUACAGUUGCAACUACGCCCAAGAGAAGAACUACUCGGGCCAAAAGUAAAAAUGCAGAUGAUAACGAAAGUAUAGCGUCUGGGAGUUCAGUUAUAUCUAUAAGGAGUACAGUGAGCGAAGAAGUGGGUGAUGUGAAACCGGCGCCAAUCAGAAAAGGCAGGCGAUCUGUAUUAGCGACGAAGACGGAUUUGUCAGUAAUCCCUGAAACUACAACAGAAGAAUCGACAACUAAAAGUAAUGAAGACUUAAUCAACGAAUAUUCCAGUUCUAGGAGGCUAACCCGUCACCAGAAAACUGUGCUAGAAUCCUGGCUAGAACCGGUCGGAUCCCCGGACAGCGCUGGAGGCAGUGCCCAGACGAGUGCCGGUGGUGUAGGAACGUCGCGUCGCACUAGUACCAGUACCAUCACCAGCAUCACCAAAGAUGACGAUGACGCAUCCUCCACGCAUUCCGCCGGUUUCGACGUACAGCCCAUUGAUCGAAUCUCGUUACUCAAUAAACCCGACUUUGAAGGCUCGCCCGACAGAGAGGAAUUAUACGCCAACUCGCCGGAUCCAUUCACCACAGACGCCUGCAGCGAACGUAGAUCUCGACUGACACGCGCAGCGUCUGAAUCCAGACAGGUGGUCAAAGCAGCUAAGAUUUCAAGAAGAAUUCAUUCAGCCGACAUUGACAUGACCCCUGAGCGCGGUUCGCCAGUGCCUGCAGGCGCAUCGAGCCCGGCUCGGGGCCGCCGCGCCUCUUUCAAUCGCGCCUGUGAAGCACUACACACACCAAAGGGCAGGCGCACAUCCACUGAUCUUAGGAAGGGCGAGACAGACAGUCCUCUAGGAUCGGAGGCGGCUUCGGAGUUGGAAGUAGUUACGCCUGCACGGCGACCGCGCAGGGCUUCCACGCAGUCCAACACAAGCCAGGCUAAAUCAGAAACUGGCAAGAGAUCAAAAAAGAUGUCAACUGUAGAAGAAAGUAAUGAUAGUAACAAAUAAUAUAUAUAUUUUCCUCUUAUUUUUACAGUAAACUUUAUAUAGUUCCUUUAAGCUUCGUUUUGCAUUUAAAUAAAUAAAAAUGUGAUUCAGU